Molecule: messenger RNA, 2106 nt
Organism: Notolabrus celidotus (New Zealand spotty)
Lineage: Eukaryota; Metazoa; Chordata; Actinopteri; Labriformes; Labridae
Gene: fancg
Product: FA complementation group G
Exons: 14
Coding region: 104-1975 (623 amino acids)
Biological process (GO): interstrand cross-link repair
Cellular component (GO): Fanconi anaemia nuclear complex
Molecular function (GO): protein binding
Source: RefSeq, a predicted model, not a curated record
ACGACCUUACAAUCACUACUAUUUACUUCCUGUUUUAGUUCGCCCUGGCAGACGAGGGAAAGUUCAAACAAACACCAGUCAUUUCUCACGGAACAGCGAUGUAAUGACCAAUACAAUGUACCAAACACCUUCUUUAUUAGAUGCAUGGAUCAAGGAAAACAACAAUCUGGUAAUCACGUGGAAGGACAGAGGAGAUGAUGCCUUAACCAGAGACCAAGACCAGAUACAUCUAAGGUCAUGUUCAGCUGAGUUCCACAAACUUUUAGGAAAAGUCCAAGGUAUUCCCCAUCUUGCAGAUCACACACUGUUGGAGCUGACGGUGGUAUAUAACACCUGUGUGUGUGUCACUGCUCAGUCUCUGUUCUCGGGAGCUGAGCUGCUGCUCAAACAAGCCACAGAAAGAGUUCUACAGAUGACGGUAGAUGAUCAUAAUGCUUCAGACACUCUCGUGUUGUGGAGAACAGUCCUCAGAUCAGAAGGAAGUAAAGCUUUGAAACCCUGUGUGCUUUACCUUCUGUGUCUGCAGUGGGCAAUAUGGUUGGCCACCUGCCAACUGAAAACUAUACAAGAGUUCAAGGAUGAACUGUUUCGUCUGGUUGAGACUCUCUCUACUGGAGUUGGCGAUGACAGAAGGAGAGAGGCAGCGUCCUCUGACUUUCCACUACUCCUGAUAGACCCGAGAUGUCUUUCUGAACAGCUGCAGAUCUGUACUGUCAUUGCACAAGGUGCAGAGAGGUUAAGUGAAGGGGGGAGUUUAGACGCCCUGUCUAAUCUGCAGACAGCUUCCUCCCUGUCUGCUCCCAGAACUCUCGUAGCGUACACACACCUCCUGUCAGGCUCCUGCCUUUCCCAUAUGAGCUGCCCUCAGAUGGCAUUACAGUGUUACAGGAAGGCACUGGAGACUGACUCACGGUGUGUCUGUGCCCUGUACCAGAGCAUGCUUAUCUAUAGACAGAUGGGCAACAUACAGGCUGAGAUUCAAGCUCUUCGUUUGCUGCACUCAACUUUGAUGUUGCCCUGCACCACAGAGCCUGCUCUGCCUGGUACUCGUCUCCUUUCCCCGUCCUUCCUGCUCCACAGCCAAUCACUGAGCAGCCUGCUGUGGGUUCCCUCUGCCCUCUCUGUCCUUCACAGUCUGGCCCAGAAGUGUGUGCUCCAUGGGAGGGUGUCAGAGGGAGUGGAAUAUUAUUUGGACCUGCUGGCUGCUCUCCACUCAGAAAACCAACAUGUUGUACAAAUUCAAAUCCCUCCCCUCCCCAGGAUGCCUGAGCUUUACCUGGAGGCGGGUGCUGCCUUGCUCAUGGCACAAAGACCCGCUGACUGCAUGGCACUGUGUGAGGAAGUCAUAAGCUCUGUGAAGGAGCUGCUGCCAGAGAAAGUUGUUUUGGAAGAGACAGAGGAGAAGAGUGAGGCUGAGACCAGAGGGUGUGCAGAGUGUGAUGACAAGGUAGAGAUGUUGCUCUGGGUGGCUGCUGCCUACCUGCUCCAGGGUCACUGCUACACUCACCUAAAGGACUGGAAACAAUCAGUCACUUACUACACAAGGUGUAUCAACCUGCUGGUGAGGGUCCGCUUUAAAAAGAGUGGUUUCCCACCACAGAUCCCAAGUGCAGAUAUGGUUAGCAAAAAGGGAACAGAUCUGUGUAUUCUCCAGAGGUUGAAGGGGCUUUCAUUAGCUGGAAGAGGUAUCAGCUUCACUCAGACAGACCAGCUGAGAGAGGCACUGAGAGACCUCCAGCUUAGCCUGCAAGCACUUCCAGAGUGUGUAGGUGCGGGGUUGUGGUGUGGUGAAGUGUUCUGGAGGCUUGGCAGAAGACUGGAGGCAGCAGCUUGUUGGGAAAAAACCUGGAGUGUAACUACACAGUCCUCUGAAGAGAGUCUUUCUGUUUACCUACAGGAACCCCAGACUGGCCCUUUGUUAGACUCUGCAGGACUGCGACGCAAAAUACAGGAACUUGGUACAUUGUCUGCCUAAAAAAAGACAAAAGGAAGAUGCCCUAUCACUUACUGGACAGGAUCAACUUUCUCUGGCUUGUGAACUGAAACCCACAGUCAUAAUAACCAUGCAUCAACAGGAACAUUGAAAUAAAGAACCUUUGAAAAGAA